GCGGGGCGCGGCAGCGCGCAGACGGCGGCGGCCAUGGCUCCAAGCGCGCAGGCAGGGGGUGGCCGUGGGCAGGCCCCCGGACCGGGUCUCCGGCAGGGUAUCCGCGCUGUUUUGUUGGGGCCACCGGGCGCCGGCAAGGGCACGCAGGCUCCGAAGCUGGCCGAGACCUAUUGCGUUUGCCACCUGGCCACUGGGGACAUGCUGCGGGCCAUGGUGGCCUCAGGGUCCGAGCUGGGCAAGCGGCUGAAAGAGACGAUGGAUUCGGGGAAGCUGGUGAGUGAUGAGAUGGUGGUGGAGCUGAUUGAGAACAACCUUGACUCCCCUCCCUGCAAGAAUGGCUUCCUCCUGGAUGGCUUCCCACGCACAGUGAAGCAGGCUGAAAUGCUGGAUGAGCUCCUGGAGAAGAGGAGGGAGAAGCUGGACUCAGUCAUCGAGUUCAGCAUCCCUGACUCCUUGCUGAUCAGGAGGAUCACUGGCCGGCUGAUUCACCCAGCGAGUGGCCGCUCUUACCACGAGGAGUUCCGGCCCCCCAAAGAGCACAUGAAGGACGAUGUCACUGGAGAGCCCCUGAUCCGCCGCUCGGAUGACAAUGAGACAGCCUUGAAGACUCGGCUCAAGGCCUACCACACCCAGACCUCGCCCCUGGUCUCCUACUACAGCAAGCGUGGGAUCCACACGGCGGUGGAUGCCUCCCAGUCCCCUGACGUGGUGUUUGCCAGCAUCCUGGCAGCCUUCUCAAGAGCAACAUCUGAGUGACUCCGUGAUCCAGAUGAGACACCACCAAAUGCUGCACACUGCUACAUCACCCACUGCAGCCCUCCCCUGGGUGCAGGGGAGGAAGGGAGGGGGCAACUGGGAUGGGGAGAUGAUUGAUGGGAGAGGGGGGGUGGAAAAAGGGAAGUGGUAGACAAGGGGCUUGGGGGCUGAUUUGGUUGGGUUUUGUUUGGAUUUUUGUACUCAGCAGAAUCAUUGUGAAGAGGAGAUGACCUCCCUCGAAAUCACUGCUUGGGAGAGGCAAAACAAUCGCAGGGAGUCGAAGCAGCUCUGCCACUUGAGCAGCUGCAGGCUUUUGACCUGGCAGGGUAGGGCUGAAUGCCAUUGCAGGCUUCUCUGGGCCUUUCAGGGCUUGCCUGGUGGGCUCUUGGUACUCUGAUGCCACUGCAGGGUUUGCUGUGAUUUGUUAUUCUUCUUGUUGUUGUUGUGUGUCUGAAGCUGCUUCCUGUAAGCCAGGACCAGAAUGAACAAAUGACUCACGGCUGAAAUGGAAAGGAAAAAGAUGCCAUGCUCCUUUCCUGGAAGUUCUGUUUUUCUUGUUCUGCUGCAUUCCUAAACCCAGCAGCACAGAGACUUCUUCAGGUUUCUUUGCUGCUGAACAGAGGGGGGGCCACAGCUCUAGUCCAAGCCUGCCUUACUUGGCAGAGGAGUGGCUGCUUCUGUGAUCUUGACCAAGCUGGAAUUCACACUGAAUGCUGGAGAAAUGCAAAAGAGCCUUUCUUAACCAAAAAAAAAACCCCUAAUAAUAAUCAACCAACAUUUCCCUGGGGUGGGGUGGCUUUUGCAUUUCUUUUUAGAUCAAAUGGUGCCUUGUCUAACCUCUGAAUCAAUAAAAUAACCCUUUUUACAUUUUGUGUCUGUUGCUGUGUCCUCUCUGACCUGCAGACAGCAUGGAAGAUGAAGAGGCAGAUGACAGACAGCCUAAGCCAGCUAACAGUGGAGCUGGGUGGAUCCUCAGGCCUGAUCCUAUCUCAAGGAUGUUGUUCUGUGCAG
Messenger RNA from Dryobates pubescens (Downy woodpecker), 1767 nucleotides. RefSeq names its product adenylate kinase 2 (gene AK2). Gene Ontology annotation, biological process: ADP biosynthetic process. Gene Ontology annotation, cellular component: cytoplasm; mitochondrion. The coding region runs from base 34 to 756 and encodes 240 amino acids. Gene Ontology annotation, molecular function: AMP kinase activity; ATP binding. The transcript is spliced from 7 exons. The record is from RefSeq and is a predicted model, not a curated record. NCBI's taxonomy places the organism in Eukaryota, Metazoa, Chordata, Aves, Piciformes, Picidae.